This is a messenger RNA of Anthostomella pinea, 1218 nucleotides long. The record is from the annotation of a GenBank genome assembly. NCBI's taxonomy places the organism in Eukaryota, Fungi, Ascomycota, Sordariomycetes, Xylariales, Xylariaceae.
AUGAUCCUGUUCGACCCCAGACAUGGCUCGCGCACAGCCGACAGCAGCGGCAGCAUGGAACGCGAUGUUGCCGACGAUCAACGAGGCCUCUUCGUUCCGGUGUGGUUUAGGAAGCAGCCGAUCGGUGACACCGACAUGAACCUCGGCAGUCUGCUCUUCGGAUUCUCUCUGGCCGUCGCCAUGUUCGCAGCUGUGAUAGGCGGUGCCCAGACCCUCGGCACGUGGCGACGACGACACCGCUUCACGGCCUACAUAGUCAUGAUCUGGAUCGAGUGGAUUGCCAGCAUGGCAGUCGCCCUUCUGACAUGGUCGUACCUUCGGGGCCAUGUGCCAUCCAGCUUGUGGACAUUUUUCUUCAUGGUUUUUCUCGGGCAACUCCAGGUCCAAUUCCUUUUACAGAUCAUUAUCAAUCGAAUAUCCCUCCUGAUCAUUGUACCAGGGAAGGCCGCAAAGCUGAAAUGGGGCAUUGCCGGUCUCGCCACGGCCGUCGGUAUCAGCGUCUUCUGCAUAUGGAUUCCGGCGCAUAUGCAGAUCAGCGAGCGCUACGUCCACAUCAACGAAGUCUGGGACCGUAUGGAGAGGUCCAUAUUUACUAUAGUCGACUGCGGCCUCAGCUUUUACUUCAUCUACCUGGUUAGGUCCCAUCUCAUCAAGAACGGCCUGACAAAGUACAAACGACUCUAUCGAUACAAUUUAGUCAUGAUAUUCGUCUCAUUAUCGCUAGAUGUCGUACUAAUAGGACUGAUGUCCUUGCCAAACCACUUGGUAUACAUGCAAUGCCACCCGGUUACCUACCUGAUGAAGCUCGUGAUCGAGAUGAAUAUGGCAGAUUUGAUCGGCAAGGUGGUCAAGGCGUCGAAUCCCAUAACCGGACUCGAAAGCAGGGGUUCGCUAAUCAACAACCCGACAACAGCAACCUCUCAUUUCGCGAACGCAAUAGGACUAAGACGCGGGAGUAGCUUCGGUGAACGGUCCUUUAAUCAUCGAGCCAACGAAUAUUACCACAAUGUUAUGAGACCCAAGCACGCCGCCCGUGUCAACAUAGGCGACUAUACCGAUAAGCAGCACGCCUUUGAUCUCAAACUGGGCUGUAUACACUACUGCUCGGAUACCGAUCCGUCGUCACUAGGUGGUGGAAAACAGAGGGUGAUGAGCGGAAGUGGAAGUGGAAGUGUGGGCACGGAUAGCUUAUCUAUCUCACCAAAUCAGUCAGCCUAG